ACUGAACUAAAGUUAAUUUAAACAGAUGUGGCGAUCAACAACAUUAGUGGUGGCAGCAGUGAUGGUGAUGGGAGCUACAGCAGCCUCCAUAACCUCCCUGGUGCAUGAUGAGUGGGAACUGUUUAAGCUGGAGUACAACAAGCAGUACAACACUGAUGUGGAGGAACAAUUCCGCAUGAAGAUUUUCAUGGAUAACAAACACAAGGUUCUGGAACACAACAAACAUUUUGCCCAGAAUAUGACUUCCUUCAAACUCAAACUUAACCACCUAGGAGACAUGCUGAGGCAAGAAAUUAUCUCUUCUAUGACUGGCUUCACUGAAAUGGACACCAAAAAUGGCGUCCAAGACAUAACUGCCAUCUAUAUUCCUCCCGAUGACGAUGUGCUGCUGCCCUCCUCAGUUGACUGGCGCAAGAAGGGUGCUGUAACUGGAGUCAAGAAUCAGGGGCAGUGUUCUUCAGGCUGGGCAUUCUCAACAACCGGGUCACUUGAGGGUCAGCAUUUCCGCCGAUGGAGUCGUCUGCUCAACAUCUCGGAGCAGAACCUCAUAGACUGCUGCCAUCUGUGUCAAGGAUGCCAGGGUGGACGUAUGGACUACGCUUUUACAUACAUCAUGCAAAAUAAUGGCAUUGACAGUGAGAGUUACUACCCUUAUGAGGCCAGAAAUAAUGUGUGUCGCUACAACCCAGUUAUGGCUGUGGCCAAGGCCUUGGGGUACGUGAGUAUCCCAACUGGUGAUGAGAUGGCUCUGAAGGCUGCUGUAGCCAAUAUUGGUCCUGUGUCAGUAGCCAUCGAUGCCUCCCUCCCAUCCCUUCAUUACUACACCCACGGUGUGUACUAUGACCCUCAGUGCUCAUCAACACGCCUUACCCACGGGGCACUGGUGGUGGGCUAUGGUUCUGACUGGGGCCGCGAGUACUGGAUCGUGAAAAACUCCUGGAGUCCUUACUGGGGAGACCACGGCUACAUUAAGAUUGCUCGCAACCGAAACAACCAGUGCGGGAUAGCUACUAAUGCUGGCUACCCACUGGUGUAAAAUCUUCAGCGUUGAUGAUACUUUGACAUGAGGUAACAUUCUACCAGUUCAUAAAUCACAACUUAGCACAGAUUGGGUGAUUACUGUACAGUAUUAUUAAUUCAUCCAACAUGCCUUACUGCAUGUUGCACCAGUGUGGCAAAUAUGGAAACUUUCCUGAGUGGGGCAACAAGACCAGUUAUGUAGGGAUAUUUGGGCCAUUUCACAAAAUGCAUGUAAAUUUAUUGGUGUCUUUGUUUCACUACUGUUCAAGGCUGGACAUUAUGGUAUUAAUUUGUACAGAACUUUUGCUUUGAAUUUUUUGAAACCCUUUGAUGUAGUAUUUGUUAGAUUGGUGUCCAUUAAAUAGAAAUUUUACUGUACUGCCUGUAUAAACAACACUUACAGGUUACAGUAUAUAAUGAUUUUUUUAAUUUCUCUGGUAACACUUUUUUAGAGGUUUUUAAUUAUUCUGCUAUCACAGUAUCUUUGGGUUGUUUAAAUUAUUCUGGUAACAUUACAGUUUGAUGAUGUUUUAUAAGAGGGAGGAUUAAAAUUCCCACUUAAAUCUUUUAGCCCAUGCUUAAACUUUCUCAGCCACUCUAUUAAACCUUCCUUCCUGCAGACCCUAACUUACAUGCUCUCAAGUUUUUCUUGUUUGUUUUUUUUAAGCAACUGCCUCUUAAGGCUUUCUCUACAUACAUUGGGGUUAAAAAGAUGAAAGUGUAUUGGUAAAUAAAUUAUUUUACAGAGCUUAA
This is a messenger RNA of Homarus americanus (American lobster), 1773 nucleotides long. Its product is annotated as procathepsin L-like. Gene Ontology annotation, cellular component: lysosome. The transcript is spliced from 6 exons. Gene Ontology annotation, molecular function: cysteine-type endopeptidase activity. The record is from RefSeq and is a predicted model, not a curated record. Gene Ontology annotation, biological process: immune response. The coding region runs from base 26 to 1036 and encodes 336 amino acids. Lineage: Eukaryota; Metazoa; Arthropoda; Malacostraca; Decapoda; Nephropidae.